AUAAGCUUAGUUCCAACAUGUUGGAGGCCUGAAAGGUGUAAAUAAGAAUAUGGGUUGUCAAAUUUUCUACUAAAUGUUUCAAAACAAUAUUGACUUUAUAAAUUAAUAAAUAAGUGUGUACAUCUUUGUAAUAACUUUAAUUAUUUAUUUAUUAUGAAUAAAAAUGAUAAAAUUUUAGCUGCUAGGCGAAAGCUGAAAAAAUUCCAACAAAAUAAACAACAUCAAGAAACUCUUCCUGGAUAUCAGAAUGAAGAAGAGAGCAAUGAGAAAUUACGGGGGACCGAGAUGAAUGAAGCAGAUAACAGCCAAUUAGUUAAGGAGCAUGGUCACUUUACUGGUAAUAAUGAAGAAAAUUUAAAGUUUCUUGAAGUUGAUGAUUCAAAGGAAUUGGUGAUGAAUAAAUUUCUGGGAGUCGAUACAGUUGAACAGGAAUUACCAGCUUUGCCUGAUAUCAAAAAAGAAUUUGAAGUAUCAAAGAUAGAUAUUACUUGCAAAUCAUCGUCGCCAGUCGAGCAUGACAGUCAUGAUAAUGACUGUUCUUCUCCAUCACUUCGAAAUAGCCCUGACUUUUCUGCGAAUGAGAUUAUUUUUGAAAAUGAUGUGCUUCAAAAUUCUCUUUCUUUAACUAAUCAACAGAAUCUUGAACAACAAAAUUCCUCAGAUACUUUACUUGAUAAUAAUUUUAUAAUGAAGUCAUCGAAAAUUAAUCCCGAUUCUGUGAAUGACAAUCAGUUACUGCCAGAGGAUACUGAGAUUUUAACAAAACUUUAUUAUCAAGUGAAUCAGUCCCAAAAUACGAUAUCCGAAUUAGAAAGUUCAAUAUUAAGAAAAGAUAUUGAAUCAAAUACGAAAUUUAUUGAAGAAAUAAAUUUCUUAAAAAAAAAUCUUCAAGUUUAUCUGCAGACUACGAAUAUUCUUGUCGCAGAAAAAGCAAAUCUCAGUAAAUCACUUUCUAAUUACCAGAGUUUAGUAGCAGAAAAAUCUCAGACGAUUGAAGAUUUAACUCGAGAAUUGCAUGCGAGUCAGUGCCGUUGCAGCGAAUUUGAAAAAAAAUUACAUCAUACGAAUCAAACUAUUUGUGAAAUUAAUAAAUCCUAUCAGCUCUUACAAGUUAAUUAUGAAAAUCUGAAUUCUAAGUUUUUGGAAUUAGAAAAGUGCUAUGAAGAGCAGAAAUUAGAAACUGCUGAACUACAGCAGGUUUUGAACUUAAAAAAUAUUGAUCUAACGAAUCUUCAUCAGGAAAUUAAAGAGAAAAAUAGAUUAUUGACAUUAGCAGAGUUAAAAAUUAAACAAUUAACUAAUGAAACACAAGAAACGCAUAAACUUGAAGAUCAAAAUCAAGUUCAUACAACGUUCGAAGAACAAUCAUCACAAUUACGUGAAAGCUUGCAAACUUCAAAUGCAGAAAAAUUGGAAAUGUUUAAUCAUUAUGAGAACUAUGUAAAACAAUUAGAUAAAAAGUUUAAGAGCGUGACUGAAGAGUUACAAAAUGCGCAGACAAUAAUUAAAAAUCUAAAGGAACGGGAAGAAAAUUUAGUUCAGAGCUUAUCAGUCAUAGAGCAACAAUAUCAGCAAGAAAAGCAGAAAGUCGAACAAUCUCUUUCGGAAAAAAAUGACAACCAGGUCGAAUAUUUAAAUGAAAAAAUUAGUUCGUUAUUGCAUAAUAAUGAAAGCCUUCAAAAUGAUUUAAGUGAAAAAGAAAUGAAAAUAGAAGCUAUGGAAAAAGAAAUUGCAGAAUUACGUGAACUGGAGCAUCAAAGCUUUGAAAUGUCAAAAUUGUUGUCAGCUUUGGAAAGUGAACAAUUAGGAGCCUCGAGAGCUAUUAGUCAAAAUCAACAACUGAAAGAGCAAUUAACUGAAAUCCAAGACGCAUAUGUUACGGUUAGUAAUGAGAAAUUAAAUUUAACGCAACAGUUACAAGAUGAACUUUCAGUCAAAAGUAAAUUAAAUGAUCAAUUGAACGAACUGAAAUCUGAAAUAAAUCAACUGAAAAAUGAGUUAAGUAAAAAAGAGAGCAUAAUAAGCCAAAUGAUGAUGGAAAAAUUAUCUUUGGUGCAAACAGUCGACCAACAGGAUUUUCAGGAGCAAUUACAAGAGUCAACUGUUUUAAAAACAGAAUGUCAAGAUCAUCUAGAUUCAAUCGAAAAGUCAGAAAUUCCGAAUCAAGAAUCAACUUCUGUCGAUAAAAAUUCCGGAGCUACUGUUGACGAGAGUUUAGAUAUUCGAAAUCAUAAACUUACUGAAGAAAGUCAACAGUCGAUUACCGAAGCGAUGACAGAAAAUUUGAAUAAUCCUGAAAAAACAGAAACUCAUAGAUUAGAUCUGAUGACUGAACCGAUAACAAAACUAGAGGCACGAUUUAAGGAUAUGAUGGAAAAAGUAGCAGAGCUAACGGAGGAAAAACAGCGUUUGGAACAUUUAGUAUUGCAACUUCAAGGAGAAACAGAAACAAUAGGAGAGUAUAUAACUCUAUAUCAUAAACAACGAGCCGUUCUUCACAGUAAAGCAGAAGAAAACGAGAAAACAUUCCACCACUUGAUAGAAAAGUACAAUCAGCAACAUGCACAGCUCCAUCAAUUGAAAGUUCUUUUUGCCGAUUUGCUGAAAGAAACUGGAGGUUCUCUACUUCCUCGUCAUGAAGAUACUCAAUCUUCAAAUGUACCAGACUUUCUGACGACAGAAGAGGGAGUGAAAGCUCAACAAUUAGACGGAUCGAUACCUAAUGAAACGUCUGAAACAACUGUAAAAAUUAUUGAAUUAAUCAGACGCAUUAAAGAUUGUAAGGACCCAUGUACUGUGGAGCAAAACUUUCAUCCUUGUCUAUGGUGCUCAGGGAAACUGAUUACUAUAUAAUUAUAAAGUCUUUACAUUGAGUCAAAAUUUGUUUCAGGUCUCAUCCUACCUGAUUCCGAUAACGCUUUACUUUACCAAUCUAUCGCUUAAGGUAAAAGUCCGUAUUAUACAACCCAUGUUAAUGCAGAAUUCCAAACUUCUAGUGAUAUAAAAUAUUUUCAAUUUAAAAUAAAAUUUAAUUUAAAAAGAGUCAAUAACAAGCAAUUGAAAAAUGUAAAUUUUGUAACCCUAUUUAUGUAUUUAAAUUGAAAAAAAAUUUACGAAUGAAA
Molecule: messenger RNA, 3122 nt
Organism: Microplitis mediator
Lineage: Eukaryota; Metazoa; Arthropoda; Insecta; Hymenoptera; Braconidae
Product: golgin subfamily A member 2-like
Exons: 6
Coding region: 154-2853 (899 amino acids)
Biological process (GO): Golgi organization
Cellular component (GO): Golgi cis cisterna; Golgi apparatus; Golgi cisterna membrane
Source: RefSeq, a predicted model, not a curated record